Dromiciops gliroides (monito del monte) is the source of this 2627-nucleotide messenger RNA. RefSeq names its product ring finger protein 139 (gene RNF139). Gene Ontology annotation, biological process: ERAD pathway. The record is from RefSeq and is a predicted model, not a curated record. Gene Ontology annotation, cellular component: endoplasmic reticulum; endomembrane system. Lineage: Eukaryota; Metazoa; Chordata; Mammalia; Microbiotheria; Microbiotheriidae. The transcript is spliced from 2 exons. Gene Ontology annotation, molecular function: ubiquitin protein ligase activity; zinc ion binding. The coding region runs from base 86 to 2089 and encodes 667 amino acids.
UGCCGUCCUCGCCGCCAGUCCGCCGGCCCGCAGCCCGCCUCAGCCCCCGCCCCUGGCCAGCCCGGUGCGGCGGCGGCGGCGGCUCAUGGCGGCCGUGGGGGCCCCCCAGCAGGUGCGGAUGGCCCAGCAGCAGGUCUGGACGGCGCUGGAGGUGGCGCUCCGCGUUCCCUGCCUUUUCAUCAUCGACGCCAUCUUCAACUCUUACUAUGAUGCCAGCCAGGGCCGGUUCUGCGUCGGGCUCCAGAUCCUCAUCCGGCUCCUGGGUAUAUUCGUAUCCAGUGUUGUUCUGAUCUUGUCACAGCGAUCACUUUUCAAGUUUUACAUGUACAGCUCAGCCUUUCUACUAGCUGCAACUUCAGUGUUGGUGAAUUAUUACGCCUCUUUGCACAUUGACUUCUAUGGUGCCUACAACACAUCAGCAUUUGGAAUUGAAUUUCUUCCUCGGAAAGGGCCCUCACUAUGGAUGGCACUCGUUGUUCUUCAACUAACAUUUGGAAUUGGAUAUAUCACAUUACUUCAAAUUCAGUCCAUCUACUCACAGCUGAUCAUAAUGAAUUUCUUGAUUCCUGUAAUAGGCCUAAUCACAGAGCUACCCUUACAUGUCAGAGAGACUUUAGUUUUUGCUUCUUCCCUGAUUCUGACAUUAAAUACCACACUUGUGUUGGCUGUGAAAAUUAAGUGGUUUUAUUAUUCUACACGAUAUGUUUAUCUUUUGGUAAGGCAUAUGUAUCGUAUUUAUGGAUUACAGCUAUUGAUGGAAGAUACCUGGAAAAGGAUUCGUUUCCCAGACAUACUGCGAGUCUUCUGGCUAACAAGAAUUGCAGCUCAAGCUUCUGUGUUAAUAUACGUUUUAAAGAUGGCAAAUGACACCGGAGAAAAUUCCUACCUUAUUUCUUGGGAUAAUUUCUGGGAACUAAUUUGCAAUCUUAUAAUUAGUGGAUGUGAUUCCACACUAACUGUUUUGGGCAUGAGUGCUGUAAUUUCAUCAAUUGCCCAUUACUUGGGGUUAGGGAUACUAGCCUUCAUUGGGUCAACUGAAGAUGAUGACAGGAGGCUUGGCUUUGUAGCACCUGUUUUGUUUUUUAUUUUGGCUCUGCAGACAGGUUUAAGUGGGUUAAGGCCAGAAGAAAGACUUGUUCGCCUAAGUAGAAACAUGUGCCUUUUAUUAACUGCAGUCCUACAUUUCAUCCACGGAAUGACAGACCCCGUAUUAAUGUCUCUCAGUGCCUCUCAUGUGUCAUCUUUUCGUAGACAUUUUCCUGUGCUCUUCGUCUCUGCUUGUCUUUUUAUUCUUCCAAUUUUGCUCAGUUAUGUUCUCUGGCAUCAUUAUGCACUAAAUACGUGGCUGUUUGCAGUUACAGCAUUUUGUGUGGAACUUUGCUUAAAAGUAAUUGUAUCUCUCACUGUUUAUACGUUAUUCAUGAUUGAUGGCUACUAUAAUGUCCUCUGGGAAAAGCUUGAUGAUUACGUCUACUACGUUCGUUCAACAGGCAAUAUUAUUGAAUUUAUAUUUGGAGUGGUUAUGUUUGGAAAUGGGGCUUAUACCAUGAUGUUUGAGUCAGGAAGUAAAAUUCGGGCUUGCAUGAUGUGCCUACAUGCAUAUUUUAACAUCUACUUACAAGCAAAGAAUGGCUGGAAGACAUUUAUCAAUCGUAGAACUGCUGUUAAGAAAAUUAAUUCACUUCCUGAAAUAAAAGGGGGCCGCUUACAUGAAAUAGAUGAUGUCUGUGCAAUCUGCUAUCAUGAGUUUACAACAUCUGCUCGUAUUACGCCAUGUAAUCAUUACUUCCAUGCACUUUGCCUUCGGAAAUGGCUGUAUAUUCAAGAUACUUGUCCAAUGUGCCAUCAAAAAGUAUACAUUGAAGAUGUGAAGGAAAACGCAAACUCGUCUAACAACAAUGGGUUUAUCUCACCCAAUGAAAAUCCGGAGCAAGUUGUAAGAGAAGCUGCUGCUGCUGCUGAAUCGGACAGGGACAUAAAUGAAGAUGACAGUACGGAUUGUGAUGAUGAUGUUCAACGUGAAAGAAAUGGAGUGAUUCAGCACACAGACACAACAGCUAAAGAAUCUCUUAAUGAUGAUACUGACUGAUUAAAAAUGGCAUUUAUUAAUCACUGAGGUAUUUGUUUAAAAUUCAGUUCAACAAAAAUGGAGUAAAAUACUUCACUUCAGUGUGUAACCAAGCACAAAAACAGUAUCAAUGUUGAGUCUGUGAAUGGUUUUCCGUUUACUGUGAUGUGCUACUGUAAAUAUACCUCUUUAAUUACUGCUGGUCUCUUUGGUGACCUAUUUAAAUUUGUGUACAUUAUUGUACAUAGAAUAAAACGUUUUCACAUGUUUUUAAGACAAAGUUGGACAAAAAAAUUUUUGAUAGAUGUAAUGAUCAUACAGUGCGUCAACUGUGCCAAAGAUACACAUGUGCUAGCUCUGGACCCCAGUUUUCUCAUUGAAAUGGAUAGUUAAAAUGCAAGAAAGCAAACCUUUACAAUGAAUUAUCUAGCCCUGAAAAACUUAAGAUAUUUUACACAGACUAAACUGAAAGUAUGAGCAAGUGUUUUCUAAGGAUAUGAGAGCCACACAUGGGGUAGGUUUAAAAUCCAAGAAAAUAAACUUCCUGGAAUGUAACUGA